This is a messenger RNA of Klebsormidium nitens, 1217 nucleotides long. Lineage: Eukaryota; Viridiplantae; Streptophyta; Klebsormidiophyceae; Klebsormidiales; Klebsormidiaceae. The record is from the annotation of a GenBank genome assembly.
CUUCAACAACAGGGCUUGCGAGCUGCUGUUCUGCUAUGCCAAGAGAUCCAACUCUGCGGAGCGCUCGUGCUUUUGGCACAGCAUUGGCGUCCCUUUCAUGAGAGACUUCUAAAAUGCUGUCAAAUAUGUCCUCAUUUAUCCCGCAAUGUUGAACCACAUCGCGUCUGGAUGAUGAGCUCUUCGCAAGCUGAGCACUGAAGCUCCAAACAUUUUGAGUCCAUGGCUGCCCUCGACAUGCACCAAAUCAAGGACCAGGACACCGAGCCCAAUUCAUCAUCAGCGUACAGAGUGGCAGGGCUGCCCCAUCAGCCUGAGGACAUCAUCUUCUGUGUGGAUGUCGAUCGAGCAGUGGACACAGAGAUGAAAGGAGCGACCUCGUCCAGGCUGGUGGCAAUCAAGCAGGCAUUGCUGCUCUUUGUAACGGCCAAGCUUGCAAUGGAUUCGAGGCACAGGUUUGCGGUGGUCACGCUUGGCGACACGGCCAAAUGGCACCACCGCGAGUUCACCAACCACUUCGAGUCCCUCCAGCAGUCCAUCCAGGCGCUCUCCUCGCAGGGCCUCUUUCUCUCCUGCGAUCUGCUGGAGCUCUUCAAAAUGGCGGCUGCUGAGGCCAAGGCCCGGACAGAUCGUCUUGUCCGAGUGAUCUUGGUGUACGUACGGUCCAGCGUCCUCCCAACAAUGGCGGUGGAGUGGCCCGCCUCUCUCCGCACGUUCACUUGCGAUGCCAUCUACCUCCACGACAAGCCGAACCGGGACAACUGCCCGCAGGCGGUGUACGACGCGCUGGUGCAGUUCCUGGAGGCCGUGUCCCUGCACGAGCUGUACCUGCUGGAAAGCGCGGCGGGCGUGGCCAAGACGGUCUUCAAGUCCAUGUGCGUCCUCCUCUCGCACCCGCAGCAGCGCGCGCCGCAGGACGAGCUCGGCGAAUUCCCCCGGGACCUGGCGAAAAUGUUUCCGCCUCCUCCGGAUCCGGUGCCACCUCCUGUAGAGGAGAAGAAACGGAAGGAGGAGAAGAAGGGAAAAGAGGAUAAAAAGGGGAAGGAAGAUAAAAAGUCAAAGUCGGACGAUAAAAAGUCAAAGUCGGACGACCGAAACACCGUCACAGUUGUUACAGUCUCGAGACCCGGCGACAAGUGAAAGGCGUGUUCCGAGCCAUAUCUCGUUUUCAUACAGUGUAGCUUUUGGUGCAUGCAUUUCCCUAUUCAAUAAGUUCCGGC